AUGCAAUUCAUUAAAGCCUUCAUCUUACUACUUACAAUCCUCGGAUGUGCUCUUGCCGUUCCAGUAAGACAAAAACGUCAGUUCUUCUCUCCAGCCACAAUGAUAGCUCAACAGCAAGCUCGUGACAGUUUGGCAUAUGGCCAAUUUUUGAAUAAUCAAGCCAUCAGCAACUCGAACUUCUUGACCAUGCAAGCUCAACAAAGACAACGACAAGACCUGAUGAAUGCUCAGAUGCUCAGUAAUCAAGCCACGAUGGAUUCACAGAUGGCAGUCCAACGUGCUCAAUGGAACGCUGCUGCUCCAUUGAUGUUCGGAUAG
This is a messenger RNA of Bursaphelenchus okinawaensis, 318 nucleotides long. The record is from the annotation of a GenBank genome assembly. NCBI's taxonomy places the organism in Eukaryota, Metazoa, Nematoda, Chromadorea, Rhabditida, Aphelenchoididae.